AGCAAUAAAUAUACAAUUUAGGGUUUGUGAACGAGGAGGAUGUCUCUGAGUAGAAUUUCAUAAUUUUAAGUUCUCAAACAUUUCACUUGUUGGUCUUACAUUGCCUCUGAUACCGAGCGAAAUCUGUGCUCAGGUUAAAGGAAGUGGGUGUUUUGAGAAUUAACUAUAAGGAUGGAAAACUUGCCUUGUGGAAAGGAAGUGUCCUCCCCAGCUUUGGAGAAAAGUGAAGAAACACCACAGAAGGCAAUGGUGGAAGCAGAAAAUGUCUUAACAGAGAAGAAUGCAAUGGUGGAAGCAGAAAAUGUCUUAACAGAGAAGAAUGCAAUGGUAGAAGCAGAAAAUGUCUUAACAGAGAAGAAUGGAGGGCAUCAGAACAUAGUGGCCAGAAGGAAUAAUAAGGAUGACAGUAACAAGGUUACUCCUCCUAAUGUCAAAGUGCCUCCCAAGAAACUAUUUGGCUUCCCUGAGAGGUACAGAAGUCCAACAGAUUCAAUCAUGUCCCCAACAACCAGAGGCCUGCUCGCCAGAAAUAGAAAAUCUGUGAGGCCUGUUGAACUCCCAACUUAUCUUCCUCGCAAGUCUGGUUGAUACCACUGUAACCUCUGCCAGACCAGCAACCAAGUGAAGGAGACUAGUGCUGCUCAGCAUCUUUAUACUUCAAAUCCAGGUGUCUCAACAGUGGAAAGGAUCUUCCAAUGUUUUAAUAUAAGUGAUUUAUUCAAUCUCCGGGAGUUUCAAUACAUCUCAUGUUCUUUCUGUAGAGUUGCAACUUUUGGAGAAAAAUCAUAUUUGGGUUCAAUUAGGCCUUGGGUUUGGGAAAUAUGAAAUAGAUUGGGGGAGAAAUGGAAGGUUGAAUAUGAAUGCCAUGUAUUGUUUUCUGCCUACUUUAUUUAAUAAAACAAUGGCUCUGUUUAUUCAAAA
Molecule: messenger RNA, 921 nt
Organism: Cryptomeria japonica (Japanese cedar)
Lineage: Eukaryota; Viridiplantae; Streptophyta; Pinopsida; Cupressales; Cupressaceae
Exons: 3
Coding region: 172-588 (138 amino acids)
Source: RefSeq, a predicted model, not a curated record